AUGUACCUCGUUGCAGCGCCGAUGCCAUUCAAAGGGAACAUGAUAGCACAGGCUGCUCUUUGCCAGCGUCCAUCAAGGAAUGGAUUGAGAGCCAGCAUACCUGAAGAGAGAUCAGGAGGAUUUUUGGCGCCUCGCAAGGUCAUCCUUCGACAUACCGAAUGGGAGGACCCACAACAGGGGAGUCCGGGCCACGAGAAGAAGCGCGGCUCCGAAACCAUCUCUGGGCCCGAUUUGACAGCUCAGAGCAAGGCAUUUGACUUGAGAUGGAGGAAAGAAGAGAAGGACGACCCGACGGCGACACUGUCCAAGUAA
This is a messenger RNA of Rhinocladiella mackenziei CBS 650.93, 312 nucleotides long. RefSeq lists its product as uncharacterized. The transcript has a single exon. NCBI's taxonomy places the organism in Eukaryota, Fungi, Ascomycota, Eurotiomycetes, Chaetothyriales, Herpotrichiellaceae. Bases 1 to 312 code for a protein of 103 amino acids. The record is from RefSeq and is a predicted model, not a curated record.